AUGGUCGAACAGCAGCAACAUGACGCAACGUGGAAGAGAAUUCAACUGAAUACUUUCACUCGUUGGGUUAAGCAGAAGUUAGGACAGGUGAACGUAACGGUGUCUGAUUUGGUAUGUUUUACUGAUUUGAAAACCGAUUUUGAAGAAGGCCUUAAAUUGAUCCGUUUGAUUGAAGUACUCUCCGGAAAAUCAUUUGGUCGACAUAAUAAAAAAGUUAUAUUUCGUCAUCAAAAACUUGAAAAUAUUUCGCUUGCAUUGCAAUUUUUGGAGAAUGAAGAACAUAUAAAGCUUAUUAAUAUCGAUAGUUCAGCAAUAGCAGACCACAAUCUGAAGCUAAUUUUGGGUCUCGUAUGGAGACUUAUUUUACAUUAUUCCAUCUCAAAACAAGUUUGGGACCAUUCAAGUGGUGAAUUAGGAAGUAAUGAAAUAUCAGCUAAAGAAAAACUCUUGACUUGGAUAAGGGCAAAGUUACCAGCCGAACUUUCUGUUACCAAUUUCACCUUCGAUUGGAAUGAUGGAAUUCUCCUUGGUGCUUUGGUCGACUCUUGUGCUCCAGAUUUGAAAGUUGAUUGGCGAAAAUGGUUACCAUCAGAAGCUUUACAAUCAACUCAUACUGCGAUGCAGCUUGCUAAUGAAUAUCUUGGCGUUACUGCACUUAUUGAACCUGAAGAACUGAUCAGUCCGGCUGUUGAUGAGGAAAGUGUUAUGACUUAUCUUUCACAGUUUCCUGGUGCAAAAUAUACUCCGUCACUUGGUCGACUUCAUGAUGUUAUGUUGACGCCAGUAGUUGGAAUCACUACGAGAUUUACACUUCAAACUCGUGAUGCGAUGGUAGUUCCGGAAAUCUCCAUCAAAGGACCGGAUGAAUCUUCAGUCCAUUAUACCCAACGUCAACUUUCAGAAACUGUUUAUGAAUUCAGUUAUCAACCAGAAACUCCCGGCGAACACAAGAUUAUGGUAACAGUUCGUGAUAAUGCAUCUGGUGAUUCAGCUAAAUUGACAAGAACCAAAAUUAUGGCAGUUGAAGAAAUGGAUACCUCUUCGAUUUUGGUGGAUGGUCUUAAUAAUGAAGCCGUGACAGUUGGACAGAGAAAAGAUAUUGUUAUUGAUAUUGGAAAAUUGAAACCUACGAAAAAUGGCGUGGAAGUUAUUGUGGAGGAAAUUGGAAAAUUUGGUAGAUCAAAAUAUUUGAUACCUCUUGAACAUAAGCCUAAUUCAAACAUUUAUAGAGUACGAUAUAACGAAGAUGCAUCUAAAUGUCGAGCGGUUGGCAAAGGACUUGAACAUGCUGUUGUUGGUAUGCCAGCGAAAUUUUUAGUCGACGUGAAGGAUGGUGGGGAGGGCAAAACGAAAGUGUCGAUCAAAGGACCUUCAAAAGUGAAAACAAAUGUGGAGGAUAAUAAGAACGGUCUAUGCAUAGUAGAGUACAUUACAGAGACUCCUGGACUAUACGAAAUAAUGGUUUAUUAUGGAGAGAGAAAAAAACAAAUCCCAGGUUCUCCAUUCAUGUUGAUAGCCGAUUACGAGCGUGAUCCAUCGAAAAUUGUUAUAACGGAAAGCAAUAAUGGAAUUGUCCAAGUUGGAGUACCAAAUUCUCUUAUUGUUGAUGCUACACUCACUGCAUUAGAACCAGUGAGCGCGCGUCUUCCUGCUAGUUUUGAACAGCCGAUUGUUGAAGAAAUCAGACCUCGAGUAUAUCGAGUUACUUUCAUCCCAAACGCUACAACAAAUGAAACAAUAACAUUGGAACUUCUGUAUGGAGGCGAACUUAUUGGAAAACCGCUAAUUUUUGUCGUCAAACCUGAAGAGAAAUAUGUGAUAUUGAAAGAUCGUUCUGGAGGUUUCCUGCCAUCAACAGUGCAAGCCUCUGUUCAGUUUGAAGCCCUGAUUGACAUUACGAAAGCUGGGAAAAUUGAUGAAUUGGUUGCGAAAAUAAAAGGUCCAGAUGGUAAGUUGCGGAAAUCGGUGCUCACCGAAGACUGCGACAAGGGGAUAUAUUUAUUGGAUUUCGUACCAGAUUUGGCAGGAAUGUAUGUUAUCGUAAUAUACGUCAAUGGGAAACCGUUUGCAGACCCGUAUAGUCUGACUGCUGUACCUAUGGGUUUGGCAAAUAAAUGCUUCGUGGAAUUAUUUCUUCAGUAUUGGAAUUCAAUAUUUCAAUUUGUCUCGGAAAAAUCACGAACUCUAAGGCCUUAUAUAAAUAUUUGUGAUGUUGGUGUUGAUAUAUCAGAAUCACCUGAUAAGUUUUGGACUGUUGGCGAAUCAAAAGUUUUUGUGGUAAACACCAAGGAUGGAGGAGAAGGUGCAUUAAAUGCGCUUUCGGAUAGUGUUGAUUUAGAAACAAGAAUUGAGAAAAAAGAGGAUGGCUUUUACAUUGUAACACUUACGCCACAUGCUGAGGGGCGGCAUCGAGUUACGUUAUUAUAUGGAGGUGUUAAUAUACCUGACGCAAUAUUCGAUUUCGAGUGUGUUUCAUCUUGUUUGAGUGAGAAGAAUGUUUCUGGGCGAAUAGCGGAGUCUAAAGAUGACGAACAUCUGGCACCUCACAGUUUUCGUUUUGCUGUUGCUACAGAAUACCAGUUCGACAAACUUGCUGCUUGUGUUAAAAUGCCAUCUGGUACAGAUGAUAUUGCCUACAUUAAUUGUAAUGGAGACGGAAGUGUAACAGUGACAUAUCAUCCAAAAGAAUGUGGCAAUCAUCAGUUGUUUAUACAACAUGAUGGCAUUAACAUGUCCGGAAGUCCGAUUUCAUUUUAUGUGAAUGAAGCAGAUGAAGAAUAUGCGACAGUAUAUGGCCCUGGCUUAUUGCAGGCAGUUGUCGGUGAACCAGCAGCAUUUACAGUUUGCGCGAAAGGUUCACCCACCAAAAAUUUAUCUGUCGCUAUUGAAGGCGCGGCGAAAGCUACAAUCAAAUGUCAUGAUAACAAGGAUGGCACAUGCUCCGUAGUAUGGACACCCCCUGUGCCUGGGAGAUACAAAAUUUACGUUAAACUUUCCGGAAAACCAGUGAAAAAUUCCCCCUUCAUUGUAUUUGUGGAAGAGGAAGGUCAAAAGCGAGCACGUUUAUCUCUUAAAUCAACGGCAUUAGCGGAGAUUAUAAUUAAUGUUGAGAACACUGGAAUCGAAAACUUAUCAGCAUCAGUUAAAAGUCCAAAUGGGAUUGAGGAACCAUGCAUUAUUCGUCAGAUUGAUCCUACCCACAUCGGUAUUUCAUUCUUACCGCAUGAAUUGGGCGAACAUUUGAUCACUAUUAAAAAGAAUGGACAAAUUAUACAAAAAUCAUACAUUCCAGUUAAAGAUAUUAUAAAUCAAUCUGGAAAUGCAUCCAAAGUUGUUGUUAGUGGAGAAGGUAAAGCAAAUGCUAUUUGUCAGCAAGACAACAUUUUUACAAUUGAUACGCGUGAUGCUGGUUGUGGUAAUUUAUCAAUAUCAAUUCUGGGACCGUCAGAAGCAAAACUGAAAUGUAGCGAAAAUAAAGGAGGUCUAGCUAAUGUUGUUUAUAGACCUACCGAACCUGGAAUUUACAUUUUGUCUGUGAAAUUUGCUGGUGCGCAUGUAAAUGAUAGCCCAUUCACGAUUAACUGUACCGGAAAGGGGUUGGGAGUCGAGAAAGAAAGCGCCAAUUUGAGAAUGAAAGAGGCGCCAAUAGUUUUACCCGGACAAAAUACUGCUAUAUAUUUGCAACUGGAAAAUAUAUCACUAAACGACACAAAAGCAAAAAUCGUUGAUCCUAAUGGAUGCAGCAAAGAUAUUAAAAUUCGUGAUCUUAGUGACCAUCUUUAUCGCAUUGAAUUCACCCCUGCAGUGGAUGGUCGGCAUGCAAUUUCCGUUUUCAACAAAGGAAAACAUGUUUCAGGAAGUCCCUUCCAGUUUACCGUAGGACAUUUGAAUGAAAUGGGCGCACACAAGGUACGAGCAGCAGGAAUCGGAUUGAAGCGAGCAGAAAUUAAUAAGAAACAAUCUUUCAAUCUUUACACCCGAGAGGCUGGACGAGGAGAACUUGAAAUAACGAUGGAAGGGCCAUCAAAAGCCGACUUGCAGUUUCAUGAACACGAGGAUGGAAACUGUCAUUUGUGCUAUAAAAUUACAGAGCCGGGAGAAUACCUUAUAUCAGUCAAAUUCAAUGCUGAACAUAUACCAGACUCACCAUUCAAAAUGUUUGCUGUUGCUACAGUUGGAGAAGUUCGACGUUUGGAAUUAACAUCACUCUCAGAUUCUGGAACACUGGGUGAAAUAUGUUCUUUUAUAAUAAAUACGCAUGGUGCAACAGGUCAUCUUGAAGCGAAGCUUCAUACGCCAAGCAACAGGAUUGAAGCAGUUGAUAUCCUUCCAAUUGAUGAAAGUGAUUCAUACUGCGUACGAUUCAUUCCUAUAGAGACUGGAGACUAUUACGUUGAUGUGACGCUUGAUGGUACACCUAUGUAUGACUCACCUUUUCGAUUUCGAAUUGGCACAGGCUGGAAUAAUGAUCCAUCAGUAAUAACAGUGGCUGGUGACGGUAUUCAUGGCGGACAAACUGGCGAGCUUUCUUCAUUUAUUAUCAAUACUUGCAACGCCGGAAUGGGUCUUCUCCAAGUCUGGUUUGAUGGACCAUCGGAAGUUACCUUGAAUGCAUGUGAUGUUAAAGGUUACAAAGUGUGUUACAUUGCAUUAGCACCUGGACCAUAUUAUGUGACUAUCAAAUAUUCAGGUAUUCAUAUUCCUGGUUCCCCAUUCAAGAUUGUUGUAGAGGGUAAAAAACUUGAUGAUAGCAAGCCAGGCAGUACAUCUUUGAAGAUUGAUGCGCGCGCUAGAAUCAGAAAAGAUAUCAUUAAACAGGCUCCAGUUUUUUUCGGAGAUGCAAGCAAAGUUGUAGUGACGGGCCCUGGAUUGAACAAAUUUUUUCCUGGUCACUUGGCCGUCUUCAACAUCGAUACAAGUCUCGCAGGAGACAAUAUUUUGUAUGUUGGUCUACUCACAUCGAAAGGGCCAUGUCAACAAAUUGCUUUGCAAUAUACUGGUAAUGGCCAAUAUCUUGUCAAAUAUCUUAUUGAGGAAGAAGUCACAGGUUUUAUUUUUAUCAAGUACGGCGAUGUCAGUGUAGCAGGCUCACCGUUUGCUAUUUCAUUUUAA
Molecule: messenger RNA, 5112 nt
Organism: Acanthocheilonema viteae
Lineage: Eukaryota; Metazoa; Nematoda; Chromadorea; Rhabditida; Onchocercidae
Source: the annotation of a GenBank genome assembly